GCGAGGUUUCAAACGUUUUCUCUGAGUACAAACUAUAUAAAUACUAGAUUAUACACAUGCAAAAUAAGAAGUACCACAUAAACUACAAAUCAUGUCAUGCUGGUUAUGAAUUGGUAAGGGUAGCAAACUCAAUAAAAAUUUAAGUAUUUUUUGUCUUCUCUGAGAAUGAUUUUACUCUCCUUCAGUGGAUAUAUAUUUUUGCGCAACCUUUCAAUUGCCAAACAUUAAGUAAAAAGUAUAAUUCUGGUUCUGCUAUCACUACGAUUCGGAUAUGUAUAGCCAUAAUCCUAAAUUCAUUUUCCUAUAAAUUCGUAUUUUACAUCCCCCCCACCAACUUUUCAGUCACCCGAUUUCAAUUAAGGGGAGAAAAUGGUAAAAAAAUAAGAGAAAAAGAAAUAAAGUGUAUAUACCUCAUUUUAGUUCAAUGUCAGUUUCUACAAUAAAUAUAUAUAUGGAACCAUCAGACACCAUAUCAAAAGUUACUGAAUACUAUUUGGACACAAAAUGGCCCACCAAGGUUGUUGGAUAUUUAUUUCGACUCGCUCCAAGCACUAAGAACUCAUCACACGGCAAAACUGACUCCUACUAUGAAACAGAGUCAACCCGUGAGAAAAAAAAAAAGAAAAAUAAUUCACACAUAUAAAACGCGAUUACUGCCCCAUACAAAAAAUUGAAGUAGUAAUAAUUUUUAACUAUACAUCGUUUAUUCACAUCACACAAUGAUUUCUACCUUAUUAAGAGCCCCAAGAUUUGCUCCAAGAGUUGUCCCAAGACUCAUCACCAGAGUUAACCCAGUUAGAUUUAACUCUGCUAUCUACAGAAUCAACAAAGAUUCUGAUAUCUACAAGUAUCAAGACGGCCCAAAGGUUGUCAAGUUCACUGCUGAACACGAAUGGUUAGCUGUCCACUCCGAUGACUCUGCUCAUGUUGGUAUCACCAACUACGCUUCUGAAGCUUUGGGUGAUGCCACCUUCAUUGAACUUCCAGAAGUUGGUACUGUUGUGGAAGCCGGUGAAUCCAUUGGAUCUGUUGAAAGUGUCAAGUCUGCUUCUGAAAUAUACGCUCCAGUCUCUGGGGAAGUCAUUGCUGUUAACGAAGUAUUGGAAUCUACUCCAGGUUUGAUUAACGAUGACCCAAUGGGUCAAGGUUGGAUCGCUCACAUUAAAUUGUCUGAGCCACUGACCAUUGAAACCAACGAAGAAUUGUUGGAUUCUGCCGCUUACGAAAGUUCCUUGGAAGAACAUUAAGCUCCUUCUUUCACUAAUUAUAAAAGGUCUACCAGAUAACGAAGCCAAAUUACUACUGACGUGAUUUUUUUUUUUUCCUUUUUUCUUCCAAACCUCUCUCUGUCCUUGAACUGCAACCUGGCGCUGACAGUCACUGUCAAUACAUACUUAUAUAGAAAAUGAUAUACAGC
[Candida] anglica is the source of this 1417-nucleotide messenger RNA. NCBI's taxonomy places the organism in Eukaryota, Fungi, Ascomycota, Pichiomycetes, Serinales, Debaryomycetaceae. The record is from the annotation of a GenBank genome assembly.